GCAGAAGUUUAAUCCGUUGGUACACGCGGAAGCGAACACACGUAUCACCUCAUCCUUCGCCAGCAGCUGUUUCUCGCCCUUUCCAAGCCCCCUUUACCCCCUCACGGUGCUCCCCGGCUCACCAAACUAUCCAAACACGAACUGAAGACCCUCGUGUGGCUGUGAUUUGCCCUGUGCUGAAGACGAGACGAAAAUACAGGGACUCACGCACGCACUCAGUCCUUGUUCCUCUUGGUUCUCGGUCCGUUCACCUCGUUGGCUAUUCUACAAGCUCUCCUGAAGACUGAUAUUCGAUUAACUGUCUGAGAGAGAGGGAGGGAGGCAGACAGGCCCUCUCCCCCCACACCCUCGCACCACCCUGGACUAUGGACGUCAGGGGGCUGGUGGGGGCUGAGUCGCCGAAGAACAAAAACAAACUGGUCGCCGACGCUCGCCGACCCUUCUCCGACCACGCGCCGACCUCUCUCAGCGUGAUGUGAGGAUGAUGUGCCCUAGAUUACGAGUUGGUGUUCCUGCGUCCUGGUGCCUGCUCCUCCCCUCCCGCCCCCUCCUUCCUCUCUCCUCGCCGCGAUGACUGCCAGAGAGAAAGCGAAGAACAAUAAGUUGGAGUUCUUUCUGAAGAAGAACUUCCACCCCAGCGUCUACAAUAACAUAAGGCUGUACGAGGCUGUCAUCGUUCGCUCCGGCAACUCCCUGUCGUACAAGCAGGCGGUGGUGACAGGGGAGGACGUGUACCUGACGGAGACGCCCCCACGCACCCUCACGCACCUCCUGCAUGCCUCCCACAUCACCCACGUCAGCCUGGUGCACGACUUGCCCGAGUUCCUGCGUGGGGGCGUGAGGGACCAGACGACCCACAUCCUGCUGAGGUACCGCCCGUCCACCGCCUCGCUGGUCAAGUUGAAGCUCUCCUCCACGCCCUCCCAACCAAGCACGUCCUGCAUCGACGAGGAGAGCGAGGAUGAGGACUCGUUCAGCCAGGCCACGGAGGUCCUCGCCAAGGCCGCCCACGACACCGCCAGCGUGUGCAGCGAUCCCCUCACCGCCUACCACGCCCUGACGGACCCCCUGCCGGAUACCUCGCUGGACCCCUUCUCCUUGAGCAGAGAGUCGCUCCUGCCCCGAAGGAGUUCUUCCCACCUGCACCUGCCCACCAGCCAUGAUCAAGUGUCUUCUCUAAGCCGUGCCAAAUCUCCGUCCUCAGAACUAGCUCAUGUGUUUGACGACCACUCCCACUCGCCCAUGAUAGCAGACAUUCUUAGCAGAGUGGGUCAACAGAUCACAAGGUCAACCACUCCGGACACUCUGCCGCGCACCAAGAUGUCUCGGUCCCUUAGCGCCCUUGAGACGUACCACCGCUCCUCCCCCCUUGCCCUGGAGCUGCCCACAAGAAGCAAGAGUGUCCUGGAUAAGCCCUCGCAUGGGCCGCCACCCCAACGAAGCCAGAGUCUGAACCUCACCGAUGUGACGGACGGGAAGGACGAUGAGAAGGAAAUCCACCUCUACACACUCUCCACCUCCACCCUCCUCUUCCACCUGCUCCACUCGCUCUGGGUCUCCUCCUCCCUGGUCACUACAGUCAAGCCGGACAGGAUAAAGCAAGGGUUCCCAGAGCUUUCAAGUGAGCACGGCCUGGAACACGCCUUUGGGCAGCUACAAGUACAGCUGAUGAGGAGCACAACACUGGAGGACAGGUUUUCCAUGCUACAAGAACUCCAGGAAGGCGCCAGAAAAUUUCCCACUGUCAAAAGACUUGUGUGGAGGGAUUCAGAAACAAUAAAGAUCAUGGGAAAGUUUAUUAAGAGAUAUAUGAGGAUGUCGAGCACUUCCCUGGGAGAACAGGACGUGGAGGAGCAACUACAGGAGCGGCAAGACGAGCUGGAGCUGUUGAUAAUGACCCUGGAGACCCUGGCGCUGUGUCUGCAGGGAACGCAGCAGUGCCCCUCCAAGAUCAAGGUGAUGCAGGAGAGCAAGUUUGAGUGCCUCUGGACACUGAUAACAGAGGCCAUGAAGACACCGGAGCUCCCUGGCACGUAUAAACUGACUGAGCGCUGGCUGACGGACUUCCGAGAGCUGUCGUCACGUGCCUGGGAGAACCUGCCAGAGAGUGAGCUGCUGAAAUUGGUGCAGGAGGUGCUGCAUGCCAGUGCCUGCGCCCUGUAUGAGCUGCUGAACUGUGUUAAUGAGCUGACAUGGGCGUGUGGGACUCAGGCGUGUCUUCAGGAGAAUGUGCCCAGUCUGACGGCUUUUCUUCAGCAUGUGUCUGUGGAGAGCUGGCUAUUCUAUGCCGUGCCACAGAUGCUGUCACUGCUUCAGCCUGAUGGUGGUGGCACAGCGAGUGGGUGCGACGCGGCACUCAUCCACCAGUACACCACCGUCCUGGCCAACCUCAUCCACCACAACCCACGCGCCUUGCAGUACUGCAUCACAACUUAUGCAGAGGAACUAAGGUAUUUCGUGCAGGAGUCUGUGGUCAGCAGUCGGCUGGGGGAAAACUGUCCCAUACGCCCUCACACCCUCAAAGUGGUUCGUCUUAUAGCUCAGCUGAUGCGGUCCAAGAAUGCUCUUCGGGACAGAUGAGAACAGACACAAUACUCGGCACUCUCACCCAUCACGCUAACGCUAAUCACCACUCCUGACGUUAUGUCCUUAUGAAUGAUUGAAGGUUUCUUCCAAUACAUCAAAAUUCAUUCCCAAACCAUUGUGCUUCAGUGUAGACUCAUUUUCAGCGUGCAGCUCUCGGCCUGACAUUUAGUUUGAUGUUAUUACGAGUUACAUAAAUGUGAUAUUAUGCUACGCACAUGCACUUGUUCAACAUUGCCAAAGAUUACUACUGUGAAUGCCUUUCCCUAGAAGUGUUUCAUGGUUAUAUAAGAUUUUAAUAAGAGGCAAAGUACUAUUCUAUUGAAGUAUAUACAGCUUAUAUAUUACCGAUAAUACUACUAUGUGAAUAAUUCUUAAGUUUACCGUAUCUACCCUUCAUUGUGUAGUACAGUGGGGUUGUGGAAAGUGCAAGAAUUUGAUGAAUAGGCGAGCUUGUGUUAUUUUCAAUUUUAGCCAUUUAAUCCUGUGAGCUGUGCUAUGCCUGCUGCUCAUAAAACUGUUUCUCAGCAAUUUUGUCAUUUUGGUCAGUGGCUUGUACUGUUUGAGACCUGCUUGUGCUACUGGGUAACUUUAGGUUGAAUAUUUUGUUGCUCAUGCUGCUUAUACUAUUCAGGACCCUACUGUACACAGAGAUAUGCCUAACACUAUCCAUUCAGCCUAUCUGCUUGGCUACUCUCCUUAACUCUUAAGAAAUAACCAAGAGUUGCUAUCUCACCAUAAUCUGGUUCAUAAGUAAUCCCAAAGAUAUUUGUUCAGAUUCAUCAGUAUGGUUGAUGUUUUAUGAAGCAGAGUGAAGGUCCUCAUUCACUGGGUUGCUGCAAUACUAAAUGGCCUGUUUUGUGCUGCUACAAGCAAGGGCUUUUCUCGCAAUUCUAUAAAUGCCUUGCAUACGUCAGAAUUUUAUGAUACCUCCUUUAUGUAUAAACAUAGUACAAAGUGAAUUGAGAAGUCUUUAAAGACAUUUACCUUGAAGCAGAAAAACUGCAAGGUAGGCCUCAAAACUUCUCUUUAUGUAUGUUUUAUGUAGGAAGACAUGUUGAUCUUUUCUGUUUUCACUUACAGUCAACAUCAGGAUCGAGAGAUACAAGGUUGGCUCACUUCUAAGAGGGUGGCAGACAGGCUCCACCCAGACAAUGUCCAAGUCAGUGGUCCUUGUAAGCUCUCAAUCUUGGUGUGCGUGUCAUAAAACAUGGAAUUGUAUCGUAAACAUUGUUGCUUGGCUGACAUGCCAGUAUAUUCAGGUAAAAGCUAUAUAUUAACACCGGUAGUGCCUAACAGACCUUUUGUAAUGGUGUGUAUGUGUAUAUGAUUGUGUAUGUCAAUGUGUAUAGGUGUUUUCAGUAGUGUCACUGACAACUCAAACGAGAGUUAACAGACACAAAUGGGAUCAAACUUCCUCCGUGACGUGUUUGCCCAAAAGGCAAACGCCAGCAAAUGCCAGCAAACGCUUUUCAUCGCCCAAUCAGCGAGUAGGUAUAAUCACAGCACACAGCAGCCAAGUUCCCGUAGGAGUGUUUUGAAUAAAAUAUAGAAUAUAAUGCUCUUUGAGACCAAGAAAGUUGGUGUUGUAUAAAGAAAUAUUUAUUUUGUAGUUAUUUCAUAUUAAAAAGAACCUGAAAAUGACAUAAGGCAAGGGAAAGAAGGGAAAAUGCUGCGUUUCCUGAUGACAUUUUGCAUUUUUUUGACCGCUAGGCAGCAUUGUCAGACUAAUUCAUGGCUAUGACUUUAAUCCCGUAGCAAAGCUGUUUUUCAUAUGUUGGUGCGUUUCUUGCACCAUCUCUUAACAUAAUCAUCAUGUGCAGGCGAGGAAAUAUAUAUUUUUUGCAAUAUUAUAGUUGACAUCAAGAUAAAUCAAGGGGAAAAUUAGAGUUGGCUCUGAACUCAUACAUGCGAACUGUAAACACAACUCUUCCCACCGAGAAUUCAUCUGCUGCUGGAUGAGGGGCAUAUACAAAGGAUUAAGCACAGGUGAUCUGUUGUCAUCCUCUAGGAAUAAAACGUCGAAUUCCUCCAUCUUCCUACUUCCAACAGUAUGCACUCUUGAGUACUUGGGUCUGAAGAGUGAUGUAUACACGAGCUACUCCCGGGCGGUGGCUCUUGUCAUCUAGCAGCGAGGCUGUAAUUCGUGUUCAGUAAAAAUGCUGUUGUAUGCGAUCGUUUGACUUGGUGACACUACUGAAAACGCCUUAUGUGAGAUUGUGAGUGUGUGUGCUGCUGUGGUUCCUGCUGACUCAGACACCUGCUGAGAAGAGGGAAGUCGAGUAAAAGUUUACAAACCUUUUUUUAAACAUUUAUGUGUAGUUUGAUGUAAGAUUAUUAUAUGACUUAUUUUAAGUGGGUUCAUUGAUCCAUUCUGUAUUCUUACACUACUAUUAUUUUUUAUGGCUCCCCAAGGUUUCAGUUAUGACUUUCACCUUUCUUCCACUGUGUUCAUAGAACAACCUGGCCACGAGGCCGCACUGACUUGUGUUGUGGUGGUGCCCGGGUCAGUCAAGGCCUGGCACCCCUGUUGUCCCUGUGUACAUAGUGUUUAGCUCUCUGCUGAACCAGUAAAAUGAAACAAAGUGUA
This is a messenger RNA of Eriocheir sinensis (Chinese mitten crab), 5173 nucleotides long. RefSeq lists its product as uncharacterized. The record is from RefSeq and is a predicted model, not a curated record. NCBI's taxonomy places the organism in Eukaryota, Metazoa, Arthropoda, Malacostraca, Decapoda, Varunidae.